AUGCGGAGGUUCCAGGAGUCCGUCAAGGCCCUCGAGGCCGACAUCGAGCACGCCAAUGCGCUGGCGUCGGAGUUCCUGAGGGACUACGACGGGUCGGUCAUCCAGAUGCGGAUGGCCUACAGCGCCGUCGCGCAUGUCCUCGUCCAGUGGACCGACUGUAGACUCGCCAGCGCGCUCGGCCUCCUCAAGAUUAUGAUUUACAAGGCGGAGGAUGGCACGACGACCUUGCCAAGUUGGGAGAGGGAGGCCAGCAUCAGAGAAUUCUACGGUGUUAUAUUCCCGUCGUUGCUUCAGCUGCCAAGCGGGAUCACUGAAUUGGACGACAGGAAGCAAAGGAAACUGUGCGUGGACAAGUUCAAGAGAAGGGAUGGCGAUUUCUCUCAGCUGGAUUUGGAGAGGGAGGUCGAGUGUGGGAUUUGUCUGGAGGUGAACGCUAAAAUCGUGCUGCCCGACUGUACGCACUCUUUGUGCUUGAGGUGCUUCGAAGAAUGGAAUGCUAAAUCAAAGUCGUGCCCCUUUUGCCGCGCCUGUCUCCAAAAGGUGAAGCCGACCAGUCUGUGGGUGUACACAGAUGAUCGUGAUGUUGUAGACAUGGAUGCAUUGACGAGUGAAAACAUUAGGAGAUUGUUUAUGUACAUAAAUAAGCUACCACUUGUAGUCCUCCAUGUUGUUGACCUUGAUAUUUAUGAGUACCAUAGCAAAUAG
Messenger RNA from Triticum turgidum subsp. durum (durum wheat), 705 nucleotides. The record is from the annotation of a GenBank genome assembly. Lineage: Eukaryota; Viridiplantae; Streptophyta; Magnoliopsida; Poales; Poaceae.